Molecule: messenger RNA, 960 nt
Organism: Helianthus annuus (common sunflower)
Lineage: Eukaryota; Viridiplantae; Streptophyta; Magnoliopsida; Asterales; Asteraceae
Exons: 1
Coding region: 1-960 (319 amino acids)
Source: RefSeq, a predicted model, not a curated record
AUGACCGCCAUCACUAAUUCAUGUCAGUUCCAUGGUCGUGACGACGAGGAUGCACCCGCUCAUAUCAAUCGCAUCACUCACCUUUGCAGCACCUUCUCCAUCGAGGGGGUGAACCUCAAUGCUCGAUACCUUCAGGUCUUUCCAUUCUCACUCGCUGGACGCGCAGCCGUCUGGUUCGAUUCUCAGCCCGCAGGCACUUUUACUACUUGGGCAGGCCUUCGUGAUGCUUUCUUAGCCAAGUACUUUCCCCCAGCCAAGGCGUCUCGCCUUCGUGACCAGAUUCACUCCUUCCACAUGGAGCCAGAUGAGCCGUACCACUUAGCUUGGGAGCGUUUUCAGACAUUGAUCUCCCGUUGUUCUCAGCAUGGUCUGUCCGACUGGGCGUUAGUUGAAAAAUUCUACAAUGGUCUUACUCCUGAGAUUAGAGCUCGUUUCGAUACUUCAGCUGGAGGGCAGCUUAUGGGUAAAAAGACAGUGAAUGAGUGUAACGAUUUGUUUGAGAGUUUCGCCCACUCUGAUAUGGACUACGGCACUAUCAGCAGGACUUCCAUUCCUGUGCGUACCUCCUCGGCCGGUCGAGGGGUAAACCAAGUUAGCUUGGAUCCAUCGGUAGCUGCUGUAGUCGAGAGUUUGAGGCAAGAGAUGAGACAAGGGUUGGAAGAGAUCAAGAAGAAAGUUGAUAGGUGUGAGGUAUGUAGAGGGGGUCAUGAUACGAUAGAUUGUCCUACCCUUACUCUUGAGCAGGUAGAGUACAUAGCCGGUCAGUCUAGGGGUCCUACGAAUCCAUUCAAUAAUUCCAAUUACAACUCCAACUGGCGCGGUAGUGCUAAUACUAGUGGUUAUCGUUCGUCUGGAAAUCCUCCUGGAUUUCCAUCUGGUUUGUAUCAGAGCAGAGGGCCUGGGAUAUACACGAGUACUGGUUCGGGUCAGAGUGGUCAGUUUAGUGGCUCAGGAGGUUAG